GCAACAACUUAAAUAAUGGCCAAACACGCAAACACCGACAACGAAGACAAUCCCUCUUCUGACGACAGUGAAGUGGAGGGGUUGGAGCAGAAAGUCGCCCCCAAGAGGAAGAUAAAGUCAAAUUCUCAAGAUGACGCCGAAGACGACACACUCAAACGAUGCACUGUUUUCGUCCGCUCCCUCCCAUACACAACGACCACGGAAUCCCUAUCGACCCACUUCUCCUUCAUUGCGCCAUUAAAACAUGCAACCGUCGUCGCUGAUCCUAUUACCAAAAAGUCCCGCGGUUUCGGUUUCGUCACCUUCCUCGAUGCCGAGGACGCACAAAAGGCUGUCAAGCAAUUUAACGGCGCCAGCUUUGAGGGCAGGAAAUUGAAGGUCGAGAUCGCUGAGAAGAGGCACCGUGAGUCUGCUCUCAGCGAAGGGGAAGUGAAGAAGGGGAAGACAGUAGGCGGAGGGGACAUCAAGAAGCGGGCGCCGAGAUUGAUUGUUAGAAAUCUACCGUGGAGUGUUAAGAAGUCGGAGGAUCUGAUCAAAAUUUUUCAGAGCUAUGGGAAAGUUCGGGGCGUUAUUAUUCCUAGGAAGGGGAAUAAGCCUAGUGGCCCGAUGAGUGGGUUUGCGUUCGUCACUAUGAAGGGGUACAAGAAUGCAGAGAAUGCUAUUGAAAAGACCAAUGGGAUGGAGAUCGAUGGAAGAACGAUUGCAGUGGAUUGGGCGGUAGAGAAGAAUGAGUGGGAGCGGAAGAAUGGGAUUGAGGAUAUGGAUAUUGGCGAGGACGGAGAGGAGGGGGCGGAGGAGGAAGAUGUGGCUGUAAAGGUUGAAGAAGAGGAAGAUGAUGAUGAUGACGAUGGAGGGGUUGGUGUUAUUGGAGAUGAUGAUGCUAGAAGCAUGGACAAUGCAUCUGACGCAUCAUCUGAUGAAGGUUCGGAUGUUGAGGACUUUGCCGACGAUGAAGAAGAUGGAGAAAGCGGUACACAGAAGAAACUAUAUUCUGAAGAAGAAGAGAAACCACUUACUGUCUUCAUCCGCAAUCUCCCUUUUUCAACCGGUGAUGAGACUCUCCACCAGCAUUUCGAAUCGAAUUUUGGCCCUGUCCGCUACGCAAGAGUUGUAAUGGACCAUGCUACGGAGCGCCCUCGCGGGACCGGUUUUGUCUGUUUCUUCAAUCAAGAGGAUUGCGAUAGGUGUCUUACCGAUGCUCCCCGCCAACAAUCCCGGGUCACAAAGGCCAAAUCUCUGCUACAAAACGAAGGAGACGAUCCUAGCGGAAGGUACACAAUCGACGGCCGCAUCCUCCAGCUUGCGCGGGCUGUGGAUAAAACCGAAGCAGCAAGGCUUCAAGAGGCUGGCCUAGCACAAAGGGAUAAAGUGCAGGGCGACAAACGUCGGCUAUUUCUCUUACAAGAAGGAACUAUUCCAGCAUCUUCCCCCGCAUUCCAACAGCUUUCCAAUAGCGAGAGACUUCUCCGGGAAACGUCUUUGAAGCAACGCAAAAAUCUCCUUCAGUCGAACCCUAUGCUUCAUUUAUCACUUACACGGCUUUCUAUUCGCAAUUUACCCAGAUCUAUAACCGCAAAGGGUCUGAAGCAACUCGCCAGAGAGGCUGCUGUGGGAUUUGCCGCAGAUGCUAGGGCUGGCAAACGAAAGCGGUUGUCAAAAGAAGAAUUAAUGCGUGGUGGAGAUGAGGAUCGUGAAACAGAAAGACGAAGAAAAGCGCAAGGCAAGGGAAUUGUCCGCCAGGCAAAGGUUGUGGAAGAGAAGGUGGGAACGGGCCGGAGCAGAGGAUAUGGGUUCAUUGAGUAUUCUUCACACCGUUGGGCUCUUAUGGGACUACGCUGGUUGAAUGGACAUGAGGUCGGUGGUACUGCGGCGCCACCGGAAAAGAGGACUGGAAAGGGAGCAGUAAGAGCCACUAAAGAAAAGGGAGAAGGAGCUGCUCCACCCACCGCAAUUGAAGAGAAGAAGAAAAGACUGAUCGUUGAAUUUGCGAUCGAGAAUGCGCAGGUUGUAGCAAGGAGGAAGGAAAAAGAAGAGAAGGCUAGAGAGAGGUCAAAGCUAGUCGCCGAAGGAAAAGCUAAGCCUCUGGAAUCCACAAAAGAGAAGAAGAAACAGUUUGCUAAAGACAGGGCAUCGUCGAGGGCUCGAGGAGGAAAGGGAUUUAGCGGCGGAAAGCGGAAGAGGGAAGAGAAGGCAACUGAAGUGAGAGAGUAUCCUACCAAAAAUGCUAAAAAGGAUGAGGAGGCAGCAAAGGCUGCGAGGAUAAUUGCCAGAAAGAGACAGGUCAGGAGAAGAGCUGGGAAUGGAGGUGCAUGAUAAUAUGGUAUUGUGUAUUUCUGUGUUCUGAGGUUGUGUCUUGUAAUUGUACAGAUGUUGCCAUAUCUUGUGUCGAUGACGAUAUCAUCAUCAAAAGCGUUCACCAGUCAAUAAUUAUAAUAAUAAUAGAGCCGUUGGACAAAAGCCGGUCCAAGGGUCGGGCAAAGGAGCCUGGGUACUCGGUCUAAUAUCAGGCGUUAGUGAGGUUUUUGGGAUGAGUUUGCUUCUAGAGCCUUCUGGGAGGGUUGUUGAGUUUGUACAAAGUCUCCCCGAGUAUGAUACUAUGAUAAUUAUCACAGGUAUGAUAAUGUCUUUGAGUAGGGUGAUCAUUAUCAAGGGAUUAGGUUAUGAACAUGGGGUGGUGGUAUGACAUUACGAUACGUCUUAAGGGCCGUACUGGACCGGCACAUUUCGCGAACCUCGCAUCAAGGGAUAUACAUCAUGAACUAUCACUUUCUCCUGGCAUAUGAUGGACAAGCAGGGUUUAGAGCCAGUCCUUAUCGACCGGUUUACUAAGCAAAGAUAACAAGAGGCGAGUGUAGAAACAAACAAAAAAAAGAAGGGAAUGGGAGAGUAAAGAGUGUAUCAUAACAAUCCGUGCUCCUACAUCGUGAGUUGGUCCCGGGACCAGAAUUGUUAUUUAGUAUUGUGAACAUUGAAUUGCAAUUGCAUCUGCAGCUGUCCCUGUUGUGCCAAGGCAAAAAUACCCCUCAGCCCGUCCACCCGCACCGUCCCUUGGGCACGGUAUAUGUAUUAUUAUUUCUAUGCUGCUACCCCUCAUACUCCCCGCUUCUCUCUUCCUUCAUCCCCUACGACACACGUCCCAUUCGACUCGUGCUCGAUUACUCAAACUGUCGUCAAGAAGUGCACUAGUAUGUUUGCUGCCCUCUACUUCUCUUUCAAUGGCUCAAGUUUAUUUGGUUUCAGACGAAUAACUUUUGGUUGUGACCUCAGAUCGCUCGACAUCUCUCCGCAUCCUCUGAGAUGUCUUACACCGUGAGGAAAAUCGGGCAGCCCAACACUUUGGGUUAGUGGUCUUCUGAGUUUCAGAACGGUUGCCUCUGCUGACACCGAGAUUUGGGAGUUUCCAGAGCACAGAGUGUACAUCGAGGGAGGUGGCAUUCCAAUUUCUCCAUUCCAUGAUAUCCCUCUCUACGCAAAGUAAGUACCUGUUUUUUUUGCGCCUCAGUGAGGGGUUUUUACCUAAUAUUAACUCUCCUGAUUAGUGAACAGAAGACCAUCCUCAACAUGAUUGUUGAGAUCCCUCGCUGGACUAACGGAAAGCUUGAAGUAUAUACCCGAAUUAUUGCCGGAAUUUCCAUCUCUAAUGCUUUUUGAAUGACUAGAUUUCCAAGGAGGAAUGCCUCAACCCAAUCAAGCAAGAUGUUAAGAAAGGAAAGAUAAGAUUCGUCCGCAACUGCUUCCCACACAAGGGAUACCUCUGGAAUUACGGUGCUUUCCCUCAGACUUGGGAGGACCCUAAUGUUAUCCACCCUGAAACUAAGGCCAAGGGUGAUAACGAUCCGUUGGAUGUCUGUGAGAUCGGUGAGACAGUAGGCUACACUGGUCAAAUUAAGCAGGUUAAGGUAUUGGGUGUUAUGGCUCUUUUGGACGAAGAGGAGACCGAUUGGAAGGUUAUUGUCAUUGAUGUCACUGAUCCUUUGGCCCCUAAACUCAACGGUUUGCUCCCGACCCCCCGUUCAAUGAUGACUGGUAAUAAUUUUAUGGCCCAGAUAUCGAGGAUGUCGAGCGCCAUCUUCCUGGUCUCUUGAGAGCCACCAACGAGUGGUUUCGUAUCUACAAGAUCCCGGAUGGGAAGCCCGAGAACCAAUUUGCAUUCUCUGGUGAAUGCAAGAACAAGAAGUGGGCGGUGCCCGUCUUAGCUACCCGCUAUGAAGCUAUACUAACAUGUCGGAACCAGAUAUGCCACCGAUGUCAUCCGUGAAUGCAGUGAGGCAUGGGAAAAACUCAUUCUUGGCCAGAGCGACCCUAACACCAUUUCUCUGUAGGGGCCCCCUCCCGCAGGCUCUCUUUUUUUCUUUCGAAAGCGCGCACUAACGGACAUUUUGUAGCACCAAUUUGACUGUUCCUAAGUCUCCUGGCUAUAUCGAGCCAGGCCAGAUCCCUCCCAUCCCCCACGGAGACAAUCAACCCCCUGCUCCUAUUGAUCCUAGCAUUGACAAAUGGUUCUUCAUCUCUGGUGCUGCUAUGUAGGGUUGUUCAUUUUUGAAUGGGGUCGGUGGAUUGGCCUUGGAUAGAAGCAUAACAACAAUACAUAGCGGGCUAAGCCGUACUUAUGUGUAAGGUUAUGAAUUGCAUAACGGUUUCAGAUUUAAGCGAUUUUGUAUUUUGAACCUCGAACCUUUCAGCACCACCAAGUGUUGCCCAAUUGAAGUAUGGAAGGAACAUGAGCUGUCACCUGUCGACUUGAUUCGUAUGCGCGCAUAUAUGAUACGGUGCUUGGUAAGAGGUGACAACCUGUUAUGCGUAAGGUUGGAUUUAUGAAGGGGAGAAAAUUCAGAAACUAUUAGUGUACCGACAUACCGGUAUGAUGCAUUCAGGGUUUGGUAUACGAUUAGCAUGCUACUUGAAGGUUUGGCGCAAUUAGACUAGAACAAGAUUAAACAGUAAAAGUUAAUUUUUCGUGAUAUAUGUGAAAGCCUGUCUAUCUAUUCAUACUACGUGAACUGUGUCCGGCUGGAGAGCUUAGAUGAGCAACCUCUCAAUUUUUUCCUUGACGGCUCUAAUCUGGCCUUGCAAUUCCGAAGCCUCGUUUGAAGUAACACUAGCUGAGAUCACAGACCUGGAAACACCGCAAGCACGUCCAAGUGCAAUCUUGGAAGGAACAAAGACGUAGGGGACGUUCUUGUCCUCGCAGAGGAGAGGAAGAUGGAGGAGAAUCUCCAAAGGAGCGGUGUCAGCUGCGAGUACGAUGAAUUCAGAGAUACCUCGGUUGAGGGUUUUGGUCGCUGUAGACAACGGUUAGCCGGAGGACCUGCGGGGCAAGAGAGGUAUUGAGGAGACGGACCUUCAUUCGCACCCUUUUUCAAUUGGCGGUAGUGAGAUGCUUGCUGGACGAGAUCGAGGAUCUGCUGGGUGAGGGCCUCAUCAGCGAGGGGGAAAGCUAUAGCCCAAGCAAAAUAUUCAUUAGCAGAUGCUUCUUUUUAUAUAGAUGUUGGGGCGAGAGGGUACCUUUGGGAUUAACACCAGCCAUUUAGAACUGUGGUGGAAGAAGUGGCGCUUCUAAACGGGCG
Molecule: messenger RNA, 5567 nt
Organism: Tuber aestivum (summer truffle)
Lineage: Eukaryota; Fungi; Ascomycota; Pezizomycetes; Pezizales; Tuberaceae
Source: the annotation of a GenBank genome assembly